Prunus avium (sweet cherry) is the source of this 1596-nucleotide messenger RNA. RefSeq names its product GDP-D-mannose 3',5'-epimerase (gene GME). The record is from RefSeq and is a predicted model, not a curated record. NCBI's taxonomy places the organism in Eukaryota, Viridiplantae, Streptophyta, Magnoliopsida, Rosales, Rosaceae. Gene Ontology annotation, molecular function: NAD binding; GDP-mannose 3,5-epimerase activity.
UGAGAGAUGAGAAAACUGUGAUACAAGAACUUCCCAUUACGCGGUCUCUGUGAUUCUCUCUCUCAAUUAUUUACGGUGAUAAAAACCUUUGAAAUAAAUGAGUGGCCUUGUUUCCUUUGCUCUGUCCCAAGGUGCUAUAUAUAGCAGAGCGUUACAGGCUCAGAGCCCAUACCCAUUCAUCCAUCUCCUCUGAACCCACUUUGCCUCUCAUUCUCUUCUUCUUAGCUUCUCAAGUUUCAAAGGACCAAACUUUGCUCUUUUAAGAAUGGGGAGUACUGGUGGACAUGACUACGGUGCAUACACCUAUGAGAACCUCGAGAGGGAACCUUAUUGGCCUUCAGAAAAGCUUCGAAUUUCCAUUACUGGGGCAGGUGGCUUUAUCGCCUCACACAUUGCUCGGAGAUUGAAGAAUGAGGGCCAUUACAUUAUUGCUUCUGAUUGGAAGAAGAACGAGCACAUGACUGAGGACAUGUUCUGUCAUGAAUUCCAUCUCGUUGACCUUAGGGUCAUGGAUAAUUGCUUGAAGGUUACCAAGAAUGUUGACCAUGUGUUCAAUCUCGCUGCCGAUAUGGGUGGGAUGGGCUUCAUCCAGUCCAACCAUUCUGUCAUUUUUUACAAUAAUACUAUGAUUAGCUUCAACAUGGUGGAAGCUGGUAGAAUCAAUGGAGUUAAGAGGUUUUUCUAUGCUUCUAGUGCUUGCAUUUACCCUGAGUUUAAGCAGCUGGAAACCAAUGUGAGCUUGAAGGAGUCUGAUGCAUGGCCUGCAGAGCCUCAAGAUGCCUAUGGCUUAGAGAAGCUCGCAACCGAGGAGUUGUGCAAGCACUACACAAAAGACUUUGGAAUUGAGUGUCGUAUUGGAAGGUUCCAUAACAUUUAUGGUCCUUUUGGAACCUGGAAAGGUGGGAGGGAGAAGGCUCCUGCUGCUUUUUGCAGAAAGACUCUCACUUCCACUGAUAAGUUUGAGAUGUGGGGAGAUGGACUUCAGACUCGAUCCUUCACCUUCAUUGAUGAAUGUGUAGAAGGUGUACUUCGGUUGACAAAGUCAGACUUCCGUGAGCCAGUGAAUAUUGGAAGUGACGAGAUGGUCAGCAUGAAUGAGAUGGCGGAGAUAGUUCUUAGCUUUGAGGACAAGAAACUGCCUAUCCAGCACAUUCCUGGGCCAGAGGGUGUUCGUGGUCGUAACUCAGACAACACACUGAUUAAAGAGAAACUUGGCUGGGCUCCCACCAUGAGGUUGAAGGAUGGGCUGAGAAUUACAUACUUCUGGAUAAAGGAACAGAUUGAGAAAGAAAAGGCACAAGGUACUGACCUGUCGAUUUAUGGGUCAUCUAAGGUGGUGGGAACCCAAGCCCCAGUUCAACUUGGUUCGCUUCGUGCUGCUGAUGGCAAAGAAUGAAGUGUUUGAAGACAGAGAGGUCUGGUAAAGCCAGUAUUUAGUAGAUCUGGUUAUGGUAUUGUGGCGCAUAGUAAUGUAUCUAUGUGCAUGGACAAUAAGCAGGGAAGCUUUAAUUCCCCCUUGUAUAUCUAGCCUGUUAGAGUAAUUUGCUGCCUCAGAAUAUUCCCUUUAAGUUAUAUUUUGUUUCCCCAUCUGAAGCA